This is a messenger RNA of Suncus etruscus (white-toothed pygmy shrew), 1095 nucleotides long. RefSeq names its product protein FAM187B-like. The transcript is spliced from 2 exons. The record is from RefSeq and is a predicted model, not a curated record. Lineage: Eukaryota; Metazoa; Chordata; Mammalia; Eulipotyphla; Soricidae. Bases 1 to 1095 code for a protein of 364 amino acids.
AUGUUGACCAUCUUAUGGCUGCUGCUCAAUCUUGCCCUAGCAGCCAAGGGCUACUAUGGGAUCAGCUGUGCGGAAGGCCAGCAGUGCCAGAAAGCUCUCCUGUCGGACAAUGAUGUCGUCUUGUCAUGCAAUUUCUCGGAGCCACAGUGGUCCUACUUAUCCCUGCAGAAUGGGUCCAGAUGGUCCAGUAACUUCACCAAUGUAUCCAACUUGCAAGUCCUGAGCGGCAGCCAACUUCUCAUCAAAAAUCCAUCCACUUCCCAGACUGGCUUUUACCGUUGUCAGGACCGUCAGAGUAACAGCACCCUCAAAUAUGAGAUUGACUUCCAGGAUGUCAGCACCAUCAACAUAAUCCACAGAUCCCUGAACCAGAGACCCCUACAGAACCAGACCCUGCAGCCAGGGAACAAGAUCUUGAUUUUCACUCAGUGGGAGCCCUGGCAAGAUUGUAGUCACUGUGGAAAGCCAGGGGAGCGCAAGCGCCUAGGCUUCUGCUACAUCCAGGAGUUUCCGGCUGACCCUGUGCCCUGCUGGCUGUACUUGGGGAAAACCAAGGUGCAGUCGAGCCGUAUUCGUCCCGAAUUGCAGAUAGAAAGGUGCAACGUCACCUGCAAAGGAGCCGGGAUAGUGAACGCCAUCUAUGACAACUAUAAGAUAGACGAGAUGACCGACUCAGCAUGGAUUUCUUGCCCGCUAGGGUCUAUCUACAGGCCACUCAUCUGGGAAGUCAACAACCGUCCGCUGACGUGGCAGGACCAGCUCUCGGGCAAGGACAUCAGCAGCAUCAUGGACAUGGGGAGUGGCGGCCAGCGCCUGCAGGUCUUCCAGCCUGCCGUGUACAGGUGCUUUGUGCAGCAGGAGCUCAUGGCCCAGUACAACCCGCAGCCUGAAACCGAGCAGCAGCGUGUGGCCAAGCCACAGGCUGGGCAGGAGCAGGAGGAAGCGGAGCCCCAGAAGAUGAAGGCCAGCUCGGUGCUCAGGGGGCUGCAGCUGAUGCUGCUGGGAGGCACCGUCCUCGGCCUGCUGGGGGUGAUUUUCACCCUGUCCCGCCCUUCUCGGAACAAGAAAGCAGACCGGGUGUUGUUGGUGAAAUAA